AAUGAACACGUGUCGUGAAAAGAAAGUUAACACGUGUGCUAUUUCCGUGUGACCCAACGCAGAGUAAGACGGAAAGUGUUGUUGACCCAAAGUGAAAGAGGAAAUAGGAAAAGCGCUGAGAGAUGGCGAUGAAGACAGUUUGGCUGAUCAUUCUGGUGUGUUGUUUCUUCGUUGUUUCACAGGCAGAUCAAGCUUUUGAUGUUCGUCACCACUUAUCCACUGUCACCAGAUACUCUGUUUCAAAAGAUGUCACACAAAAUUUGAUUGAAGGGUCAAAUGUCCCUAGUGAGUGUACACCUAUCCACCUCAACCUUGUGGCUAGGCAUGGGACUCGUUCUCCUACUAAGAAAAGGUUGAGGGAACUGGAGAAUUUAGCUGGUAGGUUAAAGGAACUUGUAAGGAACUUGCCUUCAGAUAAAGUUCCUGGAUGGUUAGGGAAGUGGGUUUCUCCUUGGAAGGGGAAAGUGAAAGGCGGGGAGCUGAUCAGGCAAGGCGAGGAGGAGUUGUACCAGCUUGGAAUCAGGGUUAGGGAACGGUUCCCUACUUUGUUCGAAGAGGAUUAUCACCCUGAUGUCUAUACCAUAAGAGCUACGCAGAUUCCUCGGGCGUCUGCAAGUGCGGUGGCGUUUGGAAUGGGGUUGUUCAGUGAGAAAGGAGACUUGGGACCGGGGCGUAAUAGAGCGUUUGCUGUCACUAGUGAGAACCGUGCUAGUGAUACCAAGCUGAGGUUUUUUGAGUGUUGUCAAAACUACAAGAGCUAUAGAAAAGCUAAAGAGCCUGCUGUGGAUAAGCUCAAGGAACCUGUUCUGAAUAAGAUUACAGCUUCCGUUGUUAAGAGACAUGGUUUGAGUUUCACCAAACAGGACGUUUCUUCUCUCUGGUUUCUGUGCAAGCAGGAAGCUUCAUUGCUUAAUGUAACUAAUCAAAGCUGUGAACUUUUCACUCCAUCUGAGGUUGCUUUGCUGGAAUGGGCAGAUGACUUGGAAGUGUUUAUUCUCAAAGGUUAUGGAAAUUCAUUGAACUACAAAAUGGGAGUUCCAUUGCUCGAAGAUGUUUUGCAUUCCAUGGAAGAAGCUAUCAAGGCCCGUGAAGAAAAUCUCCCAGCUGGAAGUUACGAGAAAGCAAGACUUAGGUUUGCACAUGCCGAAACAAUAGUCCCCUUCUCUUGUCUUCUUGGACUUUUCCUUGAUGCAUCUGAGUUUGAGAAAAUACAGAAGGAGAAACCAUUGGAACUCCCUCCUCAGCCUCCUAAAACCAGGGACUUUAAAGGCAGCACCAUGGCUCCUUUCGGUGGGAACAACAUGCUUGUCCUCUACAGUUGUCCUGCAGCUUCCUCGCCUAAGUACUUCGUCCAGGUUCUGCACAACGAGCAUCCUAUUGCAGUUCCAGGUUGUGAUGGAAAAGACUUCUGUCCUCUUGAAGAUUUCAAGGCCAAAGUGGUGACCCCUCAUCUCAAGCAUGCUUUUAACAACCUUUGCAAUGCUAAUCUAGAUGACCCUAAACAGAACCAUCCAUCAGGUAAGUUAUCUUUUUGGAGCUGGCUGGUUGGGUCGAGCCAAAAAACCGAGCUCUAAUUACUUAAUAACUUUUGUUCUUAAACUCUGGCUGUGUCCAGUUUCAAAACCUGAAAUCAGAUUGAGCAUUGUUGUCUGUUUUUUGUUUGUUUGUCCUCUUGCCACAGUUUAAGCUAGUUCACUCCGCUAAUCUGAAAUGGUUCGAGAGGCAUCUCACUCAAGCUUGAUUUUGAUCCCUGA
Messenger RNA from Brassica rapa (field mustard), 1754 nucleotides. RefSeq names its product multiple inositol polyphosphate phosphatase 1. Gene Ontology annotation, molecular function: acid phosphatase activity; inositol phosphate phosphatase activity. Lineage: Eukaryota; Viridiplantae; Streptophyta; Magnoliopsida; Brassicales; Brassicaceae. The record is from RefSeq and is a predicted model, not a curated record.